Molecule: messenger RNA, 633 nt
Organism: Fomitopsis serialis
Lineage: Eukaryota; Fungi; Basidiomycota; Agaricomycetes; Polyporales; Fomitopsidaceae
Exons: 4
Coding region: 1-633 (210 amino acids)
Source: RefSeq, a predicted model, not a curated record
AUGCCUCUCUGGAAGUCUCACUCCUCGGAUCUAGUUCAACGGUGGAACCUCACGGCUCGCGUCUACGAUGACCUCUCCUACGUCGGCAAUGAUACUCGAUCUGGAGUCGCGAAGCAUGUUAUCGCUGACUACGACGCUAUGCCUUCCACUGCGUCUCCCGCGAAGCGCCAAGGCGAUAUGAACAUCAUGGACAAUAUCGGACUGAUGAACGGCUACUCGACUCAGAUUACCCAGAAUGCACAGACGCUUAACAGCCUAGCAGUUCACGAGAACUUCCUGGGCUUCCAGACCGUUCUCGGAGAGCUCGCUGCGGACAAGGGACUCGCGAACUACAACAAGAACAGUGAAAUGGAGACGAUGCUCAAGAACAUAGUCAACGCAUCCAAGUACGUCAUGAACGACACGUACGAAAUGGUCAACAAUAUCCCAGGCCUGGGUCCCAUUCUUGGCCCGAUCGUCUACCAGGUCAAGUGCAUCGUCGACGAGGUUCUUGACGCCACUGAGAACUUGACGGAUGCGCUUAUCAACGAUCUGGAAAACAUCCUCCCUGCCCUCAGGGCCCUCGACGGUCAAGCAGCGCAAACGGCGUGUGCGGCCGGAAUCGAGAUCGCGGAUAUCUGUAUACCGCUCUGA